Doryrhamphus excisus (bluestripe pipefish) is the source of this 1837-nucleotide messenger RNA. RefSeq names its product gamma-aminobutyric acid type A receptor subunit alpha5 (gene gabra5). Lineage: Eukaryota; Metazoa; Chordata; Actinopteri; Syngnathiformes; Syngnathidae. Gene Ontology annotation, molecular function: extracellular ligand-gated monoatomic ion channel activity; GABA-A receptor activity. Gene Ontology annotation, biological process: monoatomic ion transmembrane transport. Gene Ontology annotation, cellular component: membrane. The record is from RefSeq and is a predicted model, not a curated record.
CCACUUUUGGCCCACCCCGUAUAUCUAGUGAGUAUAAUAAGCAGCAUAGAAAAUGAAUGGAUGGGCAAGAUAUGAAAUAUAUAUGGCGUCUUUUUAGUGAUGAUUUGUCCACGCGGUGAUGAUGAAGGGUUUUAUUGCAGGAAUGGGCGAUGGAAUGGACCGCAGUUUGGCUAUGACGCGUCUGUGGCUCUGCUCCUUGCUUGUGAGUCUCGCCUGCCGCCUCAGCCUGCAGCAGGAGGUGACAGGCACCCCCAGAGAGGCGGAGAUAAAUGACAACAUCACCAUCUUCACACGUAUCCUAGACGGACUCCUGGAUGGAUAUGACAACAGACUCCGACCUGGAUUGGGAGAAAAGGUGACAGAGAUCAAAACCAACAUUUUUGUCACAAGCUUCGGUCCCGUCUCCGACACGGAAAUGGAAUACACCAUCGACGUGUUCUUCCGCCAGAGCUGGAAGGACGAGCGUCUUUGCUUUAAGGGUCCCAUGAAGACCCUGGCGCUCAACAACCUCCUGGCCAGCAAAAUCUGGACCCCCGACACCUUCUUCCUCAACGGCAAGAAGUCCAUCGCGCAUAACAUGACCACGCCCAACAAGCUGCUCAGGCUGCAAGACGACGGAACGCUGCUCUACACCAUGCGACUGACCAUAUCAGCAGAGUGUCCCAUGCAACUGGAGGACUUCCCCAUGGACGCACACGCCUGUCCCCUUAAGUUUGGAAGCUACGCAUACCCGGUCUCGGAAGUGGUCUACACGUGGACGAAGGGGGCGGCCAUGUCGGUGGUGGUGGAGGAGGAGGGUUCCAGGCUGAACCAGUACCACCUGAUCGACCAGACGGCGGGGACGGAGGACAUUCACACUAGCCGAGGUCAGUACACCGUCAUGAUGGCUCACUUCUACCUGAAGAGGAAGAUCGGCUACUUUGUGAUCCAGACGUACAUGCCGUGCUUCAUGACCGUCAUCCUGUCUCAGGUGUCCUUCUGGCUCAACAGGGAGUCGGUACCGGCGCGCACCGUGUUUGGCGUGACAACGGUGCUGACCAUGACGACGCUGAGCAUCAGCGCACGCAACUCGCUUCCCAAAGUGGCCUACGCCACCGCCAUGGACUGGUUCAUUGCCGUGUGCUACGCCUUCGUCUUCUCCGCCCUCAUUGAGUUCGCCACCGUCAACUACUUCACCAAGAGGAGCUGGGCCUGGGAUGGCAAGAAGGCCUUGGAGGCCCAGCAGCCUAAACGCAAGGACCCGUUGGCGCUGUCCAAGAAGGCCAAUAACGCCCGCGCAGCCGCAGUCAACUACACGGCCAACAUCACCAAGGAUUCGUCCAUCGCCACAAUCUCCAACAGCACGUCCGUCCAGCUCAAGGAGUCCAAGGCCCCCGACCCCAAAAAGACCUACAACAGCGUGAGCAAAAUCGACAAGAUGGCCCGGAUCGUGUUCCCGGUGCUGUUUGGGACCUUCAACCUGGUGUACUGGGCCACGUACCUCAACAAGGAGCCGGUCAUCAAGGGAGCCGGAAGUGAGACACAAAGCCAAGCCCUUGUUCACUAAUUCGCCUUCUUCUUGCUUUCAUUGCAUGCAUGUUGCUUCCUGUUUCUCCUCUCGGGUCGGGGUGUCAUUGGGAAAAAUGAAAGGAUACCACUUUGAUAUUUUGUAAAGCAACACAUAUAGACAUGCUAAGUCAAGUAUAGGACAGCUUUGUCCUAUACUCUAGGUCAGGGGUCUCAAACUCAAUUUACCUGGGGGCCACCGGAGCUAGGUUCUGGGUGAAGCCGGGCCGCAUCAGGUUUAAAAAAAAAACCCAAAAUGCAUUUAUUAAAAACUGGAAGAAAAAUCAUAAAA